UCCCAUAGGGCUGUUCAACAUUCUCUCUACAGCAACCCACGUCGCUAUUGCUCUUGGUUGAAGGAACAAGCAAAUAAUAAUGUUGGGCCAGGCUAUACGACGAUUCACAACCUCUGCGGUUCGCUCAUCGCAUUACGGCGAGGGACCAGGACAGAACCUGCCAUUCUCAGUGGAGAACAAGUGGCGUCUGCUGGCAAUGAUGGUGGUGUUUUUCGGCAGUGGCUUCGCCUUCCCCUUCAUUGUUGUCAGACACCAGCUCCUGAAGAAGUGAAGUGGCAAUGCAUGCACGUAACCGCCAAGGUCUGCGCCCAGAACAUAUAUAUAUAUAUAUAUAUAUAUAUAUAUAUAUAUAUAUAUAUAUAUAUAUAUAUAUAUCCAGCAGAACUCUCUUUGUUUCAAGGAAUGGAAAUCCCUAAUUGUGUUUGUAAAUAAGUCGCUCUGGAUAAGAGCGUCUGCUAAAUGACUUAAAUGUAAAUAAAGUUCACUCAAAUGUA
This is a messenger RNA of Coregonus clupeaformis (lake whitefish), 494 nucleotides long. RefSeq names its product cytochrome c oxidase subunit 7C, mitochondrial. The coding region runs from base 80 to 271 and encodes 63 amino acids. The record is from RefSeq and is a predicted model, not a curated record. Gene Ontology annotation, biological process: mitochondrial electron transport, cytochrome c to oxygen. NCBI's taxonomy places the organism in Eukaryota, Metazoa, Chordata, Actinopteri, Salmoniformes, Salmonidae. The transcript has 3 exons.